AUAACUACUCUUAUUAAUCAUAAGGAUAAACCGAAGCGUUCAGACAAGACUCUGCAGGCAAUUCAGCGAGUGGGCCAAGCAGUUAACCUGGCAGUUGGAAGAUUUGUUACAGUAGGUGAAGCUAUAGCCAAUGAAAAUCAUGAGUUGAAAGAGGAAAUGAAUGUUGCUUGCAUUGAGGCAAGGAGAGCAGGUGAAACAAUUGCACAGCUUACAGACGUGGCAAGUUUGGAUCAUCCAGAGUCUGAUAGUCACAUAACAAUCUUUACAGACAAAACGGGUGUGGUAAAAGCUGCAAGGUUGUUGCUUUCUUCUGUCACAAAAGUGCUGGUGUUAGCAGACAGAAUUGUUAUUAAACAAAUUAUAACUUCCAGAAACAAGGUUCUUGCAACAAUGGAACAACUAGAAAAAGUCAGUAGUUUCCAGGAGUUUGUACAAAUAUUCAGCCAGUUUGGAAAUGAAAUGGUAGAGUUUGCCCAUUUAACUGGAGAUCGGCAAAAUGAUUUGAAGGAUGAGAAGAAAAAGGCUAGAAUGGCAGCAUCUAGGGCUGUUCUUGAGAAGUGCACCAUGAUGCUCCUGACUGCUUCAAAGACUUGUCUCAGGCAUCCAGACUGUGAAUCUGCUCGUAUAAACAAAGACGGAGUUUUUCACCGGAUGAGAUUAGCUUUGGAACAGGUAAUAGAAAUUGUAACUGACUCUAGAUCUAACGGAGAAAAUGAAAUGGCCCCCGUCAGCAUAUAUUCUGCCAUCAAAGAAUUCAAGAAUAAGGUGGAGGGUCUUCGUGAGAAUCUUUAUUUUCUCUCAAAAGAGAACCUUUCAACAAUGCUGGAGGUUAUCCUGGAACAUACAGAGGACUUCACAGACUCUGCCUAUACCAGUCAUGAGCACAGAGAACACAUUUUGGAGCUCUCUAAACAGGCUAAAAUGGAACUAGAGCAGCUGGUUUCAGUGUGGAUGCAAGCUCAAAACCAGAAGACAAAGGAUCUCAUGGAAGAUUUGGAAGUAGCCAUUUUAAAAACAUGCCAGUGUAUGAAUGAACUUAAAAGAGAG
Molecule: messenger RNA, 1047 nt
Organism: Antrostomus carolinensis (chuck-will's-widow)
Lineage: Eukaryota; Metazoa; Chordata; Aves; Caprimulgiformes; Caprimulgidae
Product: alpha-catulin-like
Exons: 7
Biological process (GO): cell adhesion; Rho protein signal transduction
Molecular function (GO): actin filament binding
Source: RefSeq, a predicted model, not a curated record